UUAUGACACUUCUGGACAAUCUCAUAUAAGACAAAGAAUCACAAGUAUCAUAGAUUUAGAGCUACAAGCUCUGCAGCUUCUUCAUUUUAUAGAUAAAAGGCAUAGAAACCAAUGAAGCUAUCAGUAUACCCAAGAGCUGAACCUUUCUUAGUGUAGCUUUUUUUUUAUCCAUUGACUUUUGAGUGACAUUGACCUUGCAGAUCACUAAAACCCCCAAAUCUUCUUCAGAUAAACUGUUUUACCCAUAUCUCUAUCUUUUUGGAAAGGAAGAGAGAGGGAGAAAGAAGGGUAAGCAUGGAUUCUAAGGAUAAGGUCUUAAAUUCAUGUAUUUAUGGGAGGUGUUAAAUUGAAAGCAUGGGGGUAGGAGAAGAAAGCAAAGAAAAAGGAGGAGAAGAAGGGAUGGAUAACAGGAAGGAGAGAGAAAGAGGAGGAAAGGGAGAGACGAAGAGAAGAAGAGGAAAAGAGAAAGAGAAAAAUGGAGAGAGAGAAAGGAGAGAGAUGCACGAGAGACAGAGAGAACAGUAGAAAUGUGGUAAAUUGUGGUAAAAAGGGCAGUUGGUUGUAUUAUCCUCCAGAUUGCUAGCACCCAUGCAAGCACUGAAGUGAGAACCAUGGCAGUUUUUUGUUUUGUUUUUUGUUUUGUUUUUACUAAUUUAUCAGUCACAGAAUUUUAGAGAUAGACAGCAGCUUGAACACCAAAAUGCUGGGUGAUAAAGACAUUUUGAGGAGUACAACAACUCUACCUAGGAUUUCCUUGAAGUCUAUCCUUGGCUCAAAUAGGCUUGAAAAGCAUUUAUAUUUGGAUGGAAAGCAGCCAGCAGUAACCUGAGGUUGUGUCAGAUGGUGGAAACAAUGUGGAAGGCUAAUGACCAGGGUUUUCAAUCCUGAACUUGCUGCAUGAACUCAAAUUAAGUCAGUUUUCCUUACUGACCCUCAGUUUCCUUAUCUGAAACAGAGACUGCAUGAUCUACACACUCAAAAGUCUGAAAAAAGAACUUUGUAGACCUUAAGAUGCAAAGGAAAUAUAAGUUAUUGUUCUUGUUAUUUUUACAGUGCAAUAUUCAGUUUGUUCCCUGGACUUGGGUCUGCCUGGCUCUUAAAGGUGAUAGGCCCACUCAUCCAUGAGAUGAGGGAGGCGGGCCCCUAGUACCUUAGCAUGAAUGUGUUGUCAGUAGCUUUAUGGUUACUGGGGUUUUGAGUUCCUGUCUCUGUGAUGUGGGCUCAAGGUCUUCUUCCUCCCACAGCAGUUACUGAAAGAACUUCACAAGAGGAUCAUCUGAAAUAAACCAAAUUUUUAUCCAUUUCUGUUCAGAGAAAAAUGUAGCAGCCCAUUGAGGAAGUUGUUGAAGCUGGGCCUGAUUGUGGGACCUGCUUGACAUGGCCUGGUUGUUGCGCCUGAUUCUUCUGUUGGCUCUCUGUUACCUGGCGCUAACAUCAAGGAAAAACUUGAUAAUCACUCAGAGUCCUGCAGAAGACCAGGAGGUCCAAGUAAGACAAUCUGUUGAAAUAACCUGCUCUUGGAAUGUCUCUUCUGAAGUGGAACAGUUUCGAGUUGAAUGGAAAAAACUGAACCAUCUCAAAGACAGUGUAACCAGUCCAAGGGUUCGAGGCCAGGAAAUUCUCAUUCAGAAGCAUUUGUACAAUUCCACUGUCAGUCUACAAUUCAGUUCAGGGCUCAGGAAGGAAUGUCUAAGACUGGAAAACGUGAACAUAAAUGACUCUGGACUUUAUAUCUGUGAAAUAACAAUUGAAAUACCUAUAUUUGGGCAAGGAAAAGGAAAUGGAACUUUUCUGACUGUGAAAGAAAAGGAUGAAAAAUCAAAAGAAAAAUGGCUCUGGUGGGCUUUGGCCAUCUUUCUUUUGCUAAUAUGUAUCUGCUUGAGCUAUUACUGCAAGAAGCAAAGGAAUUCAACCAGAGUUGAGGCCAACAGAACUGACCAGGAGGAAAGAGAAGAAGAUGAAUAUAUUAUCAUGGAAAAAAAACAUAAGAAAGUAGAAAGAACCCUAUCUAAUACAACAGAAUGGGCUGUUUCUGUCCUUUAUGAACCCAUGCACUCUUUUGCUAAGAAGCCAGUUGAAUUGAAGGAUAAUGACAUCUACACUUUAAUCUAUUCAAAUUCAUUAAAAGCACCGAAUACAGAGCCAUCAGCCGUUGAACUCACCACCAGCACUUGUGCUCCAGAAGCACCCAGAGAGGUACAAGGGAAGGAAAGAAGCCUAAAUGUCAGUUAUAAAUAGAGUUCAUUCUCUUCAGCUAGUACCAACUUGACCUCAUCCACGAUCCAAAAAAAGCAAGAGACCGGUGUCCAAGAAAACAAAGAAUACGAAGUCCUAGAAUAUCAUCUAAUUAAUCCAACCUCUCCAUUUGCAAAGAAGAAAACUGAGGCUUAGAAUGGAAAGAAAAUGACUUCUUUCAGGUCUAGUGAGUCAAGAUCAGGACUCAAGUCCCCUUUCCAGAGCUAUUAAUUUGGACUUCAAUAGACACUAGAUCUGUCUUUCUCCUGAUGGACUAGAGCAUCUGAGGAAAUCCUUUGAAUGGAAAGUACCCUUCAGGAAUGGGAAGAGCUGACAGGUACUUCACCUCAGCUGAGCUGGAGGUUAAAUAAAGCCAUGGAUAAAGAUUAAACCUGUGAUUCAUUCUACAGAGAAUCCCAGGUGAAGAAGCUCUCUUUACUCAUGCAGGUGGGAAUCUGCUCUGAAAUCUCAUCUCAUUGAGUUGCUUAGGGCAAUGAGACUUGCCCAGAGUCACAAACUAUUAUGUGUGAGAGGCAGAAUUUGAACUUAGAUCUUUCUGGCUUUCUAUUCACUAUGUUAUGGAUAUUCCCCAUUAAAUGAUUGUAAA
Molecule: messenger RNA, 2842 nt
Organism: Sarcophilus harrisii (Tasmanian devil)
Lineage: Eukaryota; Metazoa; Chordata; Mammalia; Dasyuromorphia; Dasyuridae
Exons: 5
Coding region: 1378-2238 (286 amino acids)
Biological process (GO): positive regulation of natural killer cell mediated cytotoxicity; immune response-activating cell surface receptor signaling pathway
Source: RefSeq, a predicted model, not a curated record